Messenger RNA from Ambispora leptoticha, 458 nucleotides. The record is from the annotation of a GenBank genome assembly. Lineage: Eukaryota; Fungi; Glomeromycota; Glomeromycetes; Archaeosporales; Ambisporaceae.
UUGUUAAAGAUUACCUGAGCCAGAAUGCAUCACGUCUUUCCUCGGAUAGCGUGAAAAGAAUAGCGACAAAUCCUUUGCGUGUCUUAGAUUCAAAAAAUCCGGAAGAUAUACCAAUCAUUCAAAAUUGUCCAUCAAUCACAGAAUUUUAUAAUACGAAAUCUGCUGAAAGGUUUAAUGCUGUAUGUCAGGGACUUCAAAAGUUAGGAAUACCUUACAAAAUUAAUCCACGACUAGUUAGAGGACUGGAUUAUUAUGAAGACACUGUAUUUGAAUUCAAAUGUACGGAUUCUAGACUCGGUGCUUCACAAGGAACUGUACUUGCUGGUGGGAGAUAUGAUAAUCUUGUUCAAUUGAUGGGUGGAAAAGAAAAAGUUCCAGGAAUAGGAUGGGCUGCAGGAGUAAACAGGCUAGCCGCAAUAUUGCGAGAUGAUGAUAUUCUACGGGAAAGGCCAAUUGCG